This is a messenger RNA of Neogale vison (American mink), 1451 nucleotides long. RefSeq names its product protein FRA10AC1. The coding region runs from base 377 to 1324 and encodes 315 amino acids. Gene Ontology annotation, biological process: dephosphorylation. The transcript is spliced from 16 exons. The record is from RefSeq and is a predicted model, not a curated record. Gene Ontology annotation, molecular function: phosphatase activity. NCBI's taxonomy places the organism in Eukaryota, Metazoa, Chordata, Mammalia, Carnivora, Mustelidae.
CCUUCGAAGGCAAAGUGAAGUGAUCAUUUGGCUAAAACCUUGGUCUUGCUUGCUGAUUCCACCUGACUGAUGCCAUCGUUGAAAGACAAAUAGGAACACAUGGAGAAUGUGACUUUCAGGGAAUGAAUAAGACUGUAAGCUUCAUAAGGGCAGAGACCCUGCAGUGACUCCAGUUCCUGGACAGCAUUGUGCACAUGCUGGGCAAACAUUUCACCUUCUAGAGCAACAACAGAGCGUAGAGGCUAUUCAUGACCAGGACAUGCUCAUCCAAUGAAACUUCACAUCCCGUCUCAGAGUUACAGUAGAGGCAUUUGAUCUCAUCAAGGGGGCCAGAGGACAAUUCGCUAAAGAAGUAUUGAUUGAGCUGAGUUCCCAGAUGCAUGGUCACGGAGGCUAUGACUCUGAUUUUAGUGAUGAUGAACAUGGUGGAGAAUCUAACAAAAGGAAAAAAAGGACAGUUGAAGAUGAUUUACUGCUCAAAAAGCCAUUUCAGAAAGAAAAACAUGGAAAAGUGGCCCAUAAACAAGUUGCAGCAGAAUUGCUGGAUAGGGAAGAAGCAAGAAAUAGAAGGUUUCACCUUAUAGCUAUGGAUGCUUAUCAAAGACACACAAAAUUUGUAAAUGACUAUAUUUUAUACUAUGGUGGCAAAAAAGAAGACUUCAGGCGAUUGGGGGAAAAUGACAAGACAGACAUGGAUGUUAUACGAGAAAAUCAUAGAUUCUUAUGGAAUGAGGAGGAUGAAAUGGACAUGAAUUGGGAGAAGAAACUUGCAAAGAAAUACUAUGAUAAAUUAUUCAAGGAAUACUGCAUAGCAGAUCUCAGUAGAUACAAAGAAAAUAAGUUUGGAUUUAGGUGGCGAGUAGAAAAAGAAGUAAUUUCAGGAAAAGGCCAGUUUUUCUGUGGAAAUAAAUGUUGUGAUAAAAAAGAUGACUUGAAGAGUUGGGAAGUUAAUUUUGGUUAUAUUGAGCAUGGUGAAAAGAGAAAUGCACUUGUUAAAUUAAGAUUAUGCCAAGAAUGUUCCUUUAAAUUAAAUUUUCAUCACAGGAGAAAAGAAAUUAAGUCAAAAAAAAGAAAGGAUAAAACCAAAAAAGAUUGUGAAGAGUCAUCGCGUAAAAAAUCCAGAUUAUCUUCUGCAGAAGAGACCUCUAAGAAAAAGGAAAAAGGGCAUUCAUCCUCAAAGAAAUCAGAAAAUUCUGUAAACAGAAAUUCUGAUGAAGAAGAAGGUACUUCAGAAUCUGAACUUUGGAAGGGCCCCCUACCAGAAACAGAUGAAAAAUCACAAGAAGAAGAAUUUGAUGACUAUUUCCAAGAUUUAUUUCUGUGAGAUGGAAGAGAGAAGGCCACAUUCCUUACUGUGAAAGUACACUCUGAAACUCUUCACAAAAAUUUUAUCUACAAGUUGCAGCUUGAGUGGUUUAUCUUCAGAAAUAAAAAUCCAACUACUUUCAAGA